GAGCCGGGGACCGCCCCGAAGUCUGCGCUUGGCACCGCCGCUUGAACUAGGGCAGCGCCUGCUGGGACCCCGAUCUCGACCCGGACCCCUGCGCCUUGUAGGAGGAGGCGGCGGUGCCGCCGCGCCACCCAGCUCUUACGCGGUCUCCCUGUGUUUGGCGGCAGUCACGGCCAAGAAAGUAUUAUGAGGGAGGCCGAGGACCCCAUGCUCCGAGCAGAGAAGCGGCGCUGGGAUUAGGGGUUGCCACUUCUGAGAGGAUGCUGGGAAUCUGCAGAGGGAGACGGAAAUUCCUGGCUGCCUCCCUGACCGUUCUCUGCAUCCCAGCCAUCACCUGGCUUUACCUGUUCGCCGGGAGCUUGGAAGAUGGGAAGCCGGUGUCCCUGUCGCCUCUGGAGUCACAGCCGCACAGCCCCAGGUAUGCGGCCGCCAGCCAGCGGGAGCGCGAGAGCCUGGAGGUGCGCGUGCGCGAGGUGGAGGAGGAGAACCGUGCACUGCGGCGGCAGCUCAGCUUGGCGCAGGGCCGCGCCCCAGCCCACCGCCACGGCAACCACUCCAAGACCUACUCCAUGGAAGAGGGUACUGGCGACAGCGAGAACCUCCGCGCCGGCAUCGUGGCUGGCAACAGCUCUGAGUGCGGGCAGCAGCCGGUCGUGGAGAAGUGUGAGACAAUCCACGUUGCCAUCGUCUGUGCCGGGUAUAACGCCAGCCGCGACGUCGUCACCUUGGUCAAGUCCGUCCUGUUCCAUAGGCGGAACCCCCUGCAUUUCCACCUCAUUGCCGAUUCCAUCGCAGAGCAGAUCCUGGCGACGCUCUUCCAGACCUGGAUGGUGCCUGCCGUGCGUGUGGACUUCUACAAUGCAGAUGAGCUCAAGUCUGAAGUCUCCUGGAUCCCCAACAAACACUACUCAGGCAUUUAUGGUCUAAUGAAGCUCGUCCUGACCAAGACUCUUCCUGCCAACCUGGAGAGGGUCAUUGUCCUUGACACGGAUAUCACCUUUGCCACCGACAUCGCAGAGCUGUGGGCCGUGUUCCACAAGUUCAAAGGUCAGCAGGUCCUGGGCUUGGUGGAGAACCAGAGUGACUGGUACCUGGGAAACCUGUGGAAAAAUCACCGCCCUUGGCCUGCGCUCGGAAGGGGCUACAACACAGGAGUGAUCCUGCUACUUCUGGACAAGCUGCGGAAGAUGAAGUGGGAGCAGAUGUGGCGGCUGACUGCAGAGAGGGAGCUCAUGGGCAUGCUGUCCACCUCCUUAGCUGACCAGGAUAUUUUCAAUGCCGUCAUCAAACAGAACCCCUUCCUCGUGUAUCAGCUCCCCUGCUUCUGGAACGUGCAGCUGUCGGACCAUACCCGCUCUGAGCAGUGCUACAGGGACGUGUCUGAUCUGAAGGUCAUCCACUGGAACUCCCCCAAGAAGCUGCGGGUGAAGAACAAGCACGUGGAGUUUUUCCGCAACCUCUACCUGACCUUCCUGGAGUAUGACGGCAACCUUCUGCGGAGAGAGCUCUUCGGCUGCCCCAGUGAGGCUGACGUCAACAGUGAAAAUCUCCAGAAGCAGCUCUCUGAGCUCGAUGAGGACGACCUGUGUUACGAGUUCCGGCGAGAGCGGUUCACUGUCCACCGAACCCACCUGUACUUCCUGCACUAUGAGUAUGAGCCUGCUUCGGACAACACGGAUGUCACCCUGGUCGCUCAGCUCUCCAUGGACAGGCUCCAGAUGCUUGAGGCCAUCUGCAAGCACUGGGAGGGACCCAUCAGCCUGGCCCUCUACCUGUCGGACGCCGAGGCCCAGCAGUUCCUCCGCUACGCGCAGGGCUCCGAGGUGCUCAUGAGCCGCCACAACGUGGCCUACCACAUCGUGUACAAGGAGGGCCAGUUCUACCCCGUGAACCUGCUGCGCAACGUGGCCAUGAAGCACGUGGGCACGCCCUACAUGUUCCUGUCUGACAUCGACUUCCUGCCCAUGUAUGGGCUCUAUGAGUACCUCAGGAAGUCUGUCAUCCAGCUCGACCUUGCCAACACCAAGAAGGCGAUGAUAGUCCCUGCAUUCGAGACACUGCGCUACCGGCUGUCUUUUCCCAAGUCGAAAGCGGAGUUGCUGUCAAUGCUGGACAUGGGCACUCUUUUCACAUUCAGGUACCACGUCUGGACAAAAGGCCACGCUCCCACAAACUUCGCCAAGUGGCGGACUGCCACCACGCCUUACCGUGUUGAGUGGGAGGCAGAUUUCGAGCCGUACGUUGUCGUGAGAAGGGACUGCCCUGAGUAUGACCGGAGGUUUGUGGGCUUUGGCUGGAACAAGGUGGCUCAUAUCAUGGAACUGGACGCACAGGAAUAUGAGUUCAUCGUGCUGCCCAAUGCCUACAUGAUCCACAUGCCUCACGCCCCCAGCUUCGACAUCACCAAGUUCCGGUCCAACAAGCAAUACCGCAUCUGUCUCAAAACCCUGAAGGAGGAGUUCCAGCAGGACAUGUCUCGCCGCUAUGGCUUUGCCGCCCUCAAAUAUCUCACGGCUGAGAACAACAGUUAGCACCAGGAAGCCCACCACUAGGGAGAGAGACCUAUUCUGCAGGGGGAACACCACUCGCUGUUUGGGGCCCAGCCUUCAAACUCAAAAUUGAGCAAUGCUUUUUUGGUUUGUUUUUAUUUGUCUCUUUGGCCCAACAAAGCUGCCCAUACUACAGAGAUCUGGGACAAGGAUCCAGCCAGCGCCUCUCUGCUCCACAAUCUGGCAUUCCCAGAACGUGGAAGAACAGCUUGUUGACACAGUCUCUUCAAGAAUGGGACACAGAGGAGUUAGAGGAGCAAAGGGGUUAUCCAACCACAAAGCCACAAAACCAAGCAGGUCUUUAGGACGUUUUCAUUGCUUUUUAAGAAAGGAAAGUCAGGGUGCUGGGGGUUAGCCAUCCUGGGAAAUAAAAGCAAAACUGUCUCUUCGUUCAGAGGAAACUUUCUUUUUUUGUCCUGCAAUCUAGCCACAUAUCCAAGGUGGGAGGCAAACCAAUGAUCUGAACCAACCAUUUGGAAAAACCCAAUGGGGACGUUAUACUGGGUGGGACCUGGAGGUGGGGCGGAGGGGGGGGGCGUCGUUUUGUUCUUUAUCCUCAAGGACACUCUUGUUUUGCUUUGAUUUGUUUUUGUUUGGUGGGGGUUGUUUGUUUUUGGUCUGGGAAUCCAAAAUAGAAAACCUGAUCUUUUAAGGCUCCGAAGGAGAAUCGGUUGCCUCAUCCAGCAUACCCCUGUCAGCAGUGGCCCCGCAAGGAGUACGAGAGUCUUCAGCCACUAUCUAAAAUGGGCAGCCUUCUUCAGGUUUAUCACUGAGGCCCCCAUGACCUUGAAUCCCCUGCUCUCCAGAAUCCAGGGGCUCAGACGGAGACUGUGGAAAUACGAAGACCGUCACAUUUGCUAUUGGCCGUGACUGGUUCAUGGGGAAAGGGCUCAGAAGGGACUGUUCCAGCGUACAUGGCAGGUACAGACCUCUCAGGCCUUCAGAAUUCCAGUAGUUCUCACAAGCCCAGUUCUGAAGAUCCCACGUGUCCAUCUGGAGACCAUCAGGAAGACUGUGCUGGGUUCCUCUGUGUUCGUGUUAAUUCCCUGCGGCUGGGACGAGGUCACGGCCUCGGGCUCCCUCUGGGACCUGUCCAGAGAGUAGGCAAGCACCUUUACCAUUACACGGAUUAAGGAGACACUGGACUUUUUACCCAUUUUCUUGAAUCUUCAAUAUUAAUGUUGUGUUUACAUUGAUGAGAACAAGAGUCCACGCCCUACUCUUGGCUGGGCUGUUUGUAUGGAGUUGCAAUGUGACCAGCGAACGCUGCAUUCAAUAAACGGAAGUCCGGACUGUU
Molecule: messenger RNA, 3843 nt
Organism: Lontra canadensis (Northern American river otter)
Lineage: Eukaryota; Metazoa; Chordata; Mammalia; Carnivora; Mustelidae
Gene: LARGE1
Product: LARGE xylosyl- and glucuronyltransferase 1
Exons: 15
Coding region: 258-2528 (756 amino acids)
Biological process (GO): protein O-linked glycosylation via mannose
Molecular function (GO): xylosyltransferase activity; glucuronosyltransferase activity
Source: RefSeq, a predicted model, not a curated record